AUGGAUGAUUCUAAAAUUUUUGUGGACUCGAGUGACGAUGAAUUCGACGAACUUGUAUUCGCCCAGCAGGUAAUGGUUCAUGCACUUUCAACGGCAGCAGCAGAAUCAGGGGAAAAACAUAGAGGAUCUCGUCCUGGAAAACGACCAAAUAUAAACAGGUUUGCGGAGGAAGGAGCUCGACGGCUAUUCGACGACUAUUUUGCAGAAGAACCAGUAUAUACGAGCGAACAGUUCCGAAGACGCUUUCGUAUGCGUAGGUAUUUGUUCUUGCGUAUUGCGAAAGCAUUGGAGCGGAACGAAUAUUUCAUCCAAAAGCCAGAUGCAACAGAUAUUUACAGUGGAAAAGCUCCUCCUGUGAAGUAUGUAAUUAACGGUCACAUCUACAACACAGGAUACUACCUAGCCGAUGGAAUUUAUCCACCAUUGUCCACGUUGGUUCAAACGAUUCCAUCACCCGUUGGCAAUAAACGAAAGCACUUCGCUGAAAUGCAGGAAUCCGCGAGAAAAGAUAUAGAACGCACGUUUGGAGUACUGACUAGUCGAUUUGAAAUUAUUAAAAACCCUGCCAGACUCUGGAAUAAGGAAGAGUUGGGAUCAAUCAUGCGCACUUGCAUUAUUCUCCACAAUAUGAUUAUUGAAGAUCAGCGAGAUUGUUCAACGCCAUUUGAUGGAGACACCUCGGCCAAUACCAAUCCUGUUCUAUCGACGGGUGAAGUAGUCUUUGGAGCAUUUCUAGCACGUUUCGAGAAAGUUCAUGAUACAUUUCUUCAUAACCAGCUACAAAACGACUUGACUGAACACCUUUGGAAACUGAAGGGAGAUGAGCAAUAA
Ochlerotatus camptorhynchus is the source of this 831-nucleotide messenger RNA. RefSeq lists its product as uncharacterized. Lineage: Eukaryota; Metazoa; Arthropoda; Insecta; Diptera; Culicidae. The record is from RefSeq and is a predicted model, not a curated record. The coding region runs from base 1 to 831 and encodes 276 amino acids. The transcript has 3 exons.